Molecule: messenger RNA, 2610 nt
Organism: Stegostoma tigrinum
Lineage: Eukaryota; Metazoa; Chordata; Chondrichthyes; Orectolobiformes; Stegostomatidae
Gene: cdkl1
Product: cyclin dependent kinase like 1 (CDC2 related kinase)
Exons: 9
Coding region: 62-1108 (348 amino acids)
Biological process (GO): protein phosphorylation
Cellular component (GO): nucleus
Molecular function (GO): cyclin-dependent protein serine/threonine kinase activity; ATP binding
Source: RefSeq, a predicted model, not a curated record
CCGCGCCAUUUUUACAGCCUGGAGGUGUCGAGCUUCAGGUGAGAGGCACAGGACCGGCGGUAUGGAGAAAUACGAAAAGAUCGCCAAAAUCGGCGAGGGCUCUUACGGCGUGGUCUUCAAGUGCAGGAACAAAGACACCGGCCAGAUCGUGGCGAUUAAAAAGUUUGUGGAGUCUGAGGACGAUCCGGUUAUUAAGAAGAUUGCACUCCGAGAGAUCCGGAUGCUGAAGCAACUUAAACAUGCCAAUCUUGUCAACUUGAUUGAGGUGUUCAGAAGAAAACGAAGGCUUCACUUAGUUUUUGAAUACUGUGAUCACACUGUGUUAGAUGAAUUGAACCGAUACCCCACAGGGGUGCCAGAUCAUUUAGUGAGGAGAAUUACUUGGCAAACGCUGCAAGCUGUGAAUUUUUGCCACAAGCACAAUUGUAUACAUAGGGAUGUAAAACCAGAAAAUAUCUUAAUUACAAAACAUCACGUCAUUAAGCUUUGUGAUUUUGGUUUUGCCAGGAUAUUAACUGGUCCUGAAGAUUACUACACAGAUUACGUAGCAACUCGCUGGUAUCGUGCCCCAGAGCUGUUGGUCGGAGAUACACAAUAUGGCCCUCCAGUGGAUGUUUGGGCGAUAGGCUGCCUUUUUGCAGAGUUGUUAUUUGGAGGCCCCUUGUGGCCAGGAAAAUCAGAUGUUGAUCAGCUUUAUCUGAUCAGAAAAACACUAGGUGAUCUGAUUCCUCGGCAUCAACAAGUCUUCAGUUCAAACCAAUUCUUCAGUGGAGUCAGCAUACCAGUGCCUGAUAAUGUGGAACCGUUGGAAAUGAAGUUUUCAAAUAUUUCACAACAUGCUCUUGGAUUAAUGAAGGGAUGUUUACAUAUGGAUCCUGCUGCUCGUCUAAAUUGUGAACAGUUGUUGGAUCAGCCAUACUUUGACAGUCUCAGAAAAGAGCUGGAAAUGAGCAAACAAAAAGCUCUGAAAAAGCGUGUAAAACCACCACGCAGAAAUGCACCAGCAUUGCAGUACUUACCACAACUCACCAGCAGCAAUAUACCUCCAUCCAUGGAAAGCAAGAAGUAUUUCAAGCAGAAAUAUAAUUACCAUCUACCUAACAUUUAAGCAAGUGGCAUGAACACACCAAGUUAUAAAAGAGACCAACUGAGGAAAACAAGUGUCCAAAAGAGAUGUUAAAGAGUUUUUAAAACUUUGGUGGGGUUGAAAAUGGAGACUUGUCAUGUUACCUAACCUGAGAUUGUAUGCACUUUCUUUAAGUUUGUUAUUUUUCUUCUAGUGUGUUUAAAAUGAAUGAAAAUGAGCAUGUUCCAGAAGGUAUCUGGCCACAGGUUGCUUUUUAAAAUGUGUACAAUGUCUGUACAAAGAAACAGCACUAUUUUAUGCAUGACUACAUGCUAAAAUGCUUUAAACUGUAAUCCCAUUUGCUGGGCAGAACCCAAGUCACAUUAACAUUUGGUAUCGUAAACUUACCUAAGAAGUGCAAUGUUUCACUUACCAAAAGUUGACUGAGUCAAGAAUACUGCCAACAUUAGUCUUUUACAGCUAUGAGAUCACCAGGCCAAAGAUUCAUUUUAGCCUUUAUCUAACAACAUAACAAUGACUUUUUUUAGACUUAAAGCUGUGUAUUAAGGGAUUGAAAUAUUGGAUUCACAACCUGCAAGUUCAAUUUUUAAACAAAAAAGUUGUUAUGCUUUCAGACCUCACCUGACUUCUACAUGAAAUUAUUUGGAAUAGUGGGGUUUAAUGUUUCUGAUGAGUUCUAAAACCACCUAUUUCAGCCAACUCCUUAAAAUACACUGCUGAGAAGUUUUCACUUCUUUACAUUCUUGCUCCACUUAGAUUCCAACUCUAGUACAGUGCUCAAUGUAGUCAUGAACAGCUGUUUAGUCUAACAGAUAAUCUGAAUUAAAACAAGUCAAAUUUGGCUGCACAUAAAUAUUUCACUUUAAAUCUAUUACUGGAUCAAAACUGCAAAUAAGUGACAGUUCUUAACAUGCAAAAUUCAGUGUUCUGCUUCCCAUGUAUUUGUACACAGAAGUGACUUAGAUUGAUACAAUUUCGCUAAUAAAAUAAACAGUUCAUUUAAAAAAUACAAACUAAGAAUUAGCAUUGAAAAGCUGAUCUAGCAUAUUUGAAUCAAACAACUAAAACCAAAGGUGUGCCUACUGUAAGAUCACAGCUUUUGUAAAAUCAUUGGUUUAUACCCUUAGAGAUAUCAUUGUCAUAAAUGUAUACUGGUGAACAGCUGAAACUAUGAACUGCAAAUAGAUUAUAAAAUCUGUAAUAUUUAUCUUCAUUGAUUUGAAAAAUCUAUAUAUUGUAUGCUUAGCCACAAAUCUGUUAGUACUGGUAUAAAUUGCACAUCCAGUUCAUCUAUAGUUAUGUGUACACUUUGCAACAUCAAAAAAUGUUAAUUAUAAAUACAAAUAAAUACAGAAACUACAAAGUGAAAAUAACGUAGUCUUCUCAAUUGUACAGACAUUUUAGAUGAAGGUAUUUUGAAAUAUUGGCUAAUGGGGAAGGUUUUUUCCCCUAUACUACAAAAACAUGUAAAGCAUUAAUGUUUGAACAUUUUCAGAAUUAUAAAUUAUGUACUGUAAAUACUA